AUGUUGGAGAAGGACAUAGAAGCUGGGGUAUACAGGCCAGGAGGUAACAAUGGAUCCGUGGCCCAAAAUGCCUCCACAGAAUCGAACGCCCCCACGGUUGCAAGCAUCCUUGAGCCAAGUCUGAACCCGCAGCUGUCUACUGCGACCAGCAAUCAUCUAUCCCUCUCCGAAGUCGAGCCUGUCGACGUGCAGAUCAGAAAUCUUUCUGUGGUAGUAGAUACAUCGCCCUCUGCGUUCUCUCUGGAGAACCUGCGGUUUGGGAAGAGGCGAAAACAUCAAGAUGGGGAACCAGAAGCCGAAAAGAAGCAGGUUUUACAUUCCGUCGCGGCUUCUAUGCCAGCAGGUUCUCUGACUGCCAUUAUUGGAGGAAGCGGAUCUGGGAAGACCACAUUGUUAAACACGAUGGCAAAGCGAAUGACAAGUAGCAGGCUUGCAUUUGGAGGAACGACCACCUUCAAUGGUAUGGAGGGCGUGAGCAUUGUGCGAAGCGCCUAUGUAAUGCAACAGGAUGUCCUACUGCCGACUCUUACGGUCCGAGAAACAUUGCAAUACUCUGCAGAUUUGCGGCUUCCACCGCCAACGAGAGGAGAAGAGCGAAGGAAGGUUGUGGAAGAGGUCAUUCUAGAGUUGGGACUCAAAGAAUGUGCGGACACCAGAAUUGGAAAUCAUCAACACAAGGGCUGCUCGGGUGGGGAGAAGAGGCGCACAAGCAUUGGAGUACAGCUUUUGAGUAAUCCCAGCGUUCUAUUCUUGGACGAACCAACAACUGGCCUGGAUGCCACGAGUGCGUUUCAACUUGUCAGAACACUGAAAAGCCUUGCUAAGAGAGGACGGACUAUCAUCACAACUAUUCAUCAACCGAGAUCGGAAAUAUGGGGCAUGUUCGAUGGCCUUAUUAUCCUCACAAGGGGAAGUCCUGUUUUCUCGGGAAAGGCAGAUGAUUGUAUACCAUGGUUUAAGAGCCUUGGAAUGGACUUGCCAGCAUUCGUAAAUCCGGCCGAAUUUUUGAUUGAUAUCGCUGCUGUAGACAAUCGCUCUCCUGAGCUUGAGACUAGCUCUUCUGCCCGUGUUGAGCACUUGAAGCACGCAUGGGCCGUAGAAAGCGAUAAAGUCUACAGCGCACUGGACGAAAAACCUACAGCUGCAACGAGAACGAAGCAGGAGGUUGUACCCCGUCAAACUUCCAACUCCCGGCUUCACUCUCCAUUCAUUCGACAGACCCGAGUGUUGACUUCUCGUACUUUCAAGACGACUUUACGUGAUCCAAUGGGAAUGACUGGAUCAGUCGUCGAAGCAAUAGGUAUGGGGAUUAUGACAGGCUGGGUCUUCUUGUCUUUGGGACGCGACCAAUCUGGCAUUCGAAGUCGUGAGGGGGCUCUAUAUACAGCUGCUGCGUUGCAAGGCUACCUCAUUCUCGUGUAUGAGACGUACCGUCUUACGAUCGAUAUACAACUCUUCGAUCGUGAGCACAAUGAAAAUGUUGUAGAUGUCAUCCCUUUUCUAUUAAGUAGACGGAUAGCGAGAUUCGUUACUGAAGACUUCCCAGUGCCGUUGAUUUAUUCGGUCAUAUUCUAUUGGAUGGCAGGAUUCAGAGCGGAUGCUUCAGCAUUCCUGACAUUCUUUGCAGUCGUCCUGCUAUGUCAAUAUAUAGCAGUCACCUAUGCAAUGACCUGUGUGGCUGCCAUCCGUGAUUUUUCAGGUGCGUCUCUAAUUGGCAACCUGGGGUACACAAUUCAGAGCAUGGCUUGUGGAUUUUUCAUCCAAGCAAACGCAAUACCAGUUUAUGUCAGAUGGCUGAAAUGGACUGCAUAUGUGUUCUAUGCUUUUGGAGCCCUAGCUGCAAAUGAGUUCGUUGGUCAGUUCUACAAUUGUCCACUUUCUGGCGGCGAGUCUAAUCCUGCGUGUGCACAAUAUACCGGCGAGUACAUUAUGGCAUCCUUGGGGUUUCCGAAGAAUUGGGUCGUGAGACCAAUAAUUAUUCUUGUUGCUUUCAGUGUAAUGUUCUAUUCACUGGCUGGUUUGGGACUGAGGUACAUGCGUGUCGAGAUGAGCAUUGCUCGAGCACGGAACACAGACACGGAUCUUUCUGCUGGAAAGGAGAAGAUGACAAUUAGAUCUGCGGAAGAGGUCAGGUCUGUAGAUAUUGUUCUUGACAAAUUUGCCCUUGAUUUGGACAAGAGGUCGACGUAUGGUAAGAAGCUACCGACAAAGACAAUUCUACAUCCCAUCUCGGCGCAUUUCCAGCCAGGGAUGCUCAAUGUCAUUAUGGGACCGUCUGGAAGUGGCAAGACUUCACUGCUCAACGCCAUCGCUCUUCGUCUACACAACUCUAUAGGAACGCAAUAUCGUGGGUUUGGGGAUAUGAGAUUCAAUGGAGCUGUACCAUCUGACUCGGUCAUACGAUCCGUGUGUUCGUAUGUUUGUCAGGAUGAUGAUGCGCUCCUUCCAUCUCUUACAGUUCGCGAGACACUUCGAUUUUCAGCAGGGCUUCGACUUCCAUCUUUCAUGACGACGGCCGAGAAACACGAUCGAGCUGAAGAAGUCCUCCUGAAAUUAGGUCUCAAAGACUGCGCUGACAAUCUCAUCGGCUCCGAUUUAAUUAAGGGGAUCUCAGGUGGAGAGAAGCGUCGAGUUUCAAUUGCUGUACAAAUUCUCACCGAUCCUCGUGUGCUUCUCCUUGAUGAACCUACGUCUGGUCUCGACGCUUUCACUGCUUCUUCAAUCAUGGAAGUUCUUCAAGGUCUUUCAAAUGAGGGCCGAACCCUUAUCCUCACAAUUCAUCAGUCGCGGUCAGAUCUUUUCAAGCAUUUUGGUACUGUCCUCCUUCUGGCUCGUGGAGGUUCACCGGUCUACGCUGGCAACGCUGUUGGUAUGCUUCCCCACUUCGAUAGGCUUGGAUAUCCGUGUCCCACUACCACCAAUCCGGCGGAUUUUGCUUUAGAUCUCAUAACAAUUGACCUUCAGCAAUCUUCUCGUGAAGAAGCCACUCGAUCAAAAGUCCGUGACUUAAUUACAUCUUGGUCAAGUGGUGACUUCAACGAAGCCUACAAUCCAACAAUGAUUUCUACACCAGCCGAACUGGGUGCUCUGGUUCGCAAGCCGACCUCCUUUCUCAAAGCCUAUCCCAUCCUGGUCAACCGAGCAUCCAUAAACUUCAGCAGGCAGCCACCCUUACUCACGGCUCGCAUUAUGCAAGUCCUUGGACUGGGCAUAAUCCUCACACUCUUCUUCGCACCCCUGAAACAUGACUAUUUCUCUGUACAAAACCGUGUUGGUUUUAUCCAAGAAUUUUGCGCAUUCUACUUCGUGGGCAUGUUGCAGAAUGUCGCUAUAUAUCCGAAUGAGAAGGAUGUGUUUUAUAGAGAGAACGACGACGGUACAUAUGGCGUGGAGGCCUUUUUAGCACAGUACAUAACUCUCGAGGUGCCAUUCGAAAUUUUCACUUCUCUUCUCUUCGCCAUUCUUGCAGAUCUAGCUGCUGGAUUGCCGCGCACGCCACAAAUGUUCUUCGCUGUUUUCUUCAACUGCUUCUGUGUAGUGAGUUGUGGAGAGAGUGUAGGAAUCAUGUUUAAUACCCUAUUCGCUCACACCGGCUUCGCUAUAAAUGUAACCUCCGUCUUCCUCUCCAUCGCACAGGUCAUGUCCGGCGUCCUCUCCAUCAACAUGCCGGGUUUCCUCCAAGGCGUCAACUAUCUCUCGCCUAUGCGCUAUGUCACCAGAAACUUGAUUCCGUAUUCUCUUCGCCAUAUGGCAUUCCAUUGCACUGCUGCGCAGAGAUUGCCUGAUGGCACCUGUCCGAUCACGACGGGGGAGCAGGUACUGGAUCUAUAUGCGCUGGACACUAAUCCUGCUAUCAAUAUCAUGGCGUUGGGAAUCUGUACGCUGGUAUAUAGGCUGCUGGCUUAUGCGUUAUUGAAGGGAAUGAGGACGCAUUGGGGGAAAAGUAAAAUCAGGCAUGCUGGACGGCCUGCCGCACAUUCAGGGACUGUUGUAUAA
Lachnellula hyalina is the source of this 3996-nucleotide messenger RNA. It is a transcript of the gene YOL075C, whose product is annotated as putative ABC transporter ATP-binding protein/permease. Gene Ontology annotation, cellular component: membrane. Bases 1 to 3996 code for a protein of 1331 amino acids. Gene Ontology annotation, molecular function: ATP hydrolysis activity; ABC-type transporter activity; ATP binding. Lineage: Eukaryota; Fungi; Ascomycota; Leotiomycetes; Helotiales; Lachnaceae. The transcript has 2 exons. The record is from RefSeq and is a predicted model, not a curated record.